This is a messenger RNA of Acanthopagrus latus (yellowfin seabream), 2006 nucleotides long. Its product is annotated as coxsackievirus and adenovirus receptor homolog. The transcript has 7 exons. The record is from RefSeq and is a predicted model, not a curated record. Gene Ontology annotation, cellular component: intercalated disc; bicellular tight junction; basolateral plasma membrane. Gene Ontology annotation, molecular function: cell adhesion molecule binding. The coding region runs from base 123 to 1517 and encodes 464 amino acids. Gene Ontology annotation, biological process: homotypic cell-cell adhesion. NCBI's taxonomy places the organism in Eukaryota, Metazoa, Chordata, Actinopteri, Spariformes, Sparidae.
CAUAAAUUAACAGCAGCCAAUCAGAGCAGACUGCUUAACUACCUGAUAACUACCUGAUGCCACAGACAGGAGGGGGGAGGGGGAGUGUGACGCAGAGUCUACCGAGAUGAUGGGUGGAAGGAAUGAAAGCACUUAGUGCAACCCAGAAAGUGAGCCAGAAGCUGCAGCCUAUCCCCAAGCACAUCAGCUUGAUAUUGAAGCCACGCUGUAGUCACCUGCCAACCCCGAUGAGCUCAAGAAAUCUUCCCACAAAGUUUGGACUAUGGCCUGUCCUGGGAAUAUUAUUCCUUUUCACCACACGACCAACACCCGCUCUUGAAAUAAUCUCACACAUUAAGCACUAUUAUGGGGUUUUAGAUUCAGCUGUGACCCUUAAUUGCGAGUUUGCUGUUGCUUCUGAGAACUGCCAACCCAGAGAGAUAGAGUGGAGCAUUGUGCCUCCAAAUAGGGCAGAAGACGACAAGCUUAUUAUCCAUUAUACUGGAGGCCAGAUAUAUAAUCAUUUAUAUGAUCCGUUAAAGGGGAGACUCCACUUCACAUCGCCUGAGCCCCAAAAUGGAGAUGCCUCGAUAAGCAUCACUGACCUGAAGCCUGAAGAUACAGGCAGUUACCAGUGCAAAGUCAGAUGUUUACCUGAACUCGGGUUAAAAAUAUUUAUCCUGACAGUAAUGGAGAGGCCAAGUAAGCCAAAGUGUUACAUAGAUAGUCAACCUGUGGCCAAUCAAGAUCUGAGGCUGCGGUGCAGAUCCUCAAAAGGUAGUCCCCCUCUCACUUACAGAUGGUCAAAACAAAGCGGGAACAGGAUGUUGCCUCAUGGUGCCUUUGUUGACAGGACAGGAGGUGACUUGUAUUUAGAUAAAGUCACAGAGCAUGACUCUGGAAGCUAUCUCUGUACAGUCGAAAGCCUCGUGGGCGUGCAGGAUUGUGAGGUUAUCCUCAGUUUCACAGCACCGCCAACUGUGAACUAUAGACAUGUAGCAGUAGGAGUAGGUGUCACUGUGACUGUACUCAUCAUCAUCGCUAUCAUCGCAGCCACUUGCUACUGCAGAAAAAAGAAUGACGAGGAAUUCAGCAAUGAAAUAUUGCAGGAUGAACUCCCUCCUCGUACAUGGCUUGCCAAAAAUCAUGAGAGUGUAGUGUCCUGGCCGUUAGAAAGCUGUCGGGGCAGUGCACAGCUGUGUCACUCACAGAAAGAGAAGUCAGAGGAGGCUGGAUCCAUUGCACACGGAGUGACGGUCCAUGAUGAAGCAAUGCACAAGCCCAUGAAGAAGGAUGUGUCAGAAACUGAUGUCUGCCACUCUGAUGGGGAGCGCCAAAUUCAGAGUACAAAUUUGAUGAUGCGCCAUGAGAAAGAUGAGGAGCUGUGUUUCUCACAGAAAGACAACUCAGAGUUUGGAUCCAGUGAACAUAAUGCAACAUCCAGGGGUGAAGCAGUGGAGCAGAAAGCAAAGUCAGAGAUUGGAUCCGGUGACAAUCAUGUGAUGGCCCAUGGUGAAGCAAUGCCAAAAGAAGAAUAAAGACCGAGUUACAAAGUAGGAUGAGGACAUCCAACUUUCAUGUUCUUUAGGAAGAGCAGAAUGUUCAUGAGGUUUUCUGUGUUUGAGGAAGAAAACAAGUUUUUGUGUAAAAUUCUUUAUUCAAUGUUCACAUAGAAUUGAGACAUUUUGAAUGUUUAUAUUUUCAGUGAAAAACACUGAGUUACAAAGGAAGGGGAGGACACCCUAAUGCCACAUUGUUUAGGAAGAGCAGAGUGCUCUUGAGGUCUACUGUGUUUCAGGAAGAAAACAAUGUGUUUGCUAAUAAUUCUAUAUUAGAUAUUCACAUAAAAUGGAGACAUUUUGAGUUUGUGUCUUCUCACUAUAAAAGACUGAGUUACAAAGGAAGGGGAGGACACCCUAAUGCCACAUUGUUUAGGAAGAGCAGAGUGCUCUUGAGGUCUAUUGUGUUUGAGGAAGAUAAAAAAUUGUUUAUGUAAAGUUCUUUAUUAAAUGUUCACAUAAAAUUGA